Messenger RNA from Aplysia californica (California sea hare), 753 nucleotides. RefSeq lists its product as uncharacterized. The coding region runs from base 178 to 600 and encodes 140 amino acids. NCBI's taxonomy places the organism in Eukaryota, Metazoa, Mollusca, Gastropoda, Aplysiida, Aplysiidae. The record is from RefSeq and is a predicted model, not a curated record. The transcript has 3 exons.
UCUUUCAUAACUGUUAAAUAUGCAUUCGAAGCUGCCGGCAUUUCAUUCAUGAACUUCUGCCAGCUUACUACAUGCAGCGUUCGUUUCCUCUUUCUUGACAAUUUUUCGCUCUGUCGGCAGACACACUGAACUGAUUUCAAAGACUUGUGCGUAUGACAAUUUAUUUGUGAAGAAACCAUGAUACGAUCGGUACUUUCCGUGGCUCUACUGAUUGCUUUUGAUUUGAGCGCAAGAAGCAAUGUUGAUGCUGAUUCGUCAGAUAUAAGAAAUAUUACGUCAUGGUUCCGUGUUCUGGAGAAAAAUAAUGCUGUGAUUCCAGGAUUCUCACGUAGAGAAGGCGAGCAAAUGUUCCUAUUGAACUGUGUGGACUCCGACUAUAUCUGCAUGAACUUGGAUCCAUAUAACAAGGGUGAUUUGGCUUACUGUGACACUUUCUGCGUUAUACUUGGCUACAAAUCGGGCGAGUGCAUGGGCACUGACCUUCCAUGUCGUGAUACAUCCUUAAAUGGGCCCAAACCGUGCGCUCGAUGUAUUUGCUCCACGCUGGGACCUCGUCCAGGCUACACCCAUUCCGCCAAGCGGUGUCAGUUGAGGAAAUAACUCUACUCGUGUCACAACACGCUGGAAUCAGGCGCUCGUCACUUUUGGGGCAUGUACAGUUUUAUUGAAAGAGAACGAGAGGAAGACAGAGAAGAAGAUGGGAAGACAACAUUACACAGAAUGGACAGGAAAGACGAUGGGCGACAAUCUGAG